AAAGAAAUACUCCGAUUAGAAGACGUAGUGUGAGGAUUGCGAUGGCGAAAGAGGAAGAGUUGCGCAACGCAGAGCAAACAUUGUCAGAGGAUGAAGCGCUUGAUGAAAUUCCGUUAAUCAAGAGGAUGGAAAAGGUUCAGGAAGCGCAGAGGUUGGAGAGAGACAGCCUGGUCGAUGGAAGGAUAAAUACAUACUGCAAUGUGAAUGAAGUUGCUAGACAGAUCAGGGCAAAGCUGACUGAAGAGGAGUUGGGCAGAUUUAGGACUUCGGCAUUCGGGAUGAUUUUAGAUGUUCUGGAUUGUCCUUGGAUCAGUGGGCAAUUGCUCAUCCAUUUGGUCGGGAAUUGUGUGCGGUCUGCUGAUGAAAAUGGAAGUAAGGAUAGGUUGAAGUUCAGGAUUCUUGGUCAUGAGGUUGUUUUGACGAAGGCCCAAUUUCAUCUGAUCACCGGGUUAAAAAUGGGCGGACGGAUGGUGAUAGUGGAUAAUAGUGUGGGUGGUAGGUUUGCGGCGCGGUAUUUUCCGUCAUGUAAAUCAGUCAAGCGAAGAGCGAUCAGUAAUGCUUUCUUAAAAUUUAAGUGUGAUGCAGAGCGGACACUACCAAGUGACGCAGUGAAGAUGGCGUUGAUUUAUGCUUUGGCAAACGUGUUUCUAGGUAACCAGCCUUCGGUUAAUUUGCCGAUGCAUUAUUUGAGCUUGGUUGAUGACCUGGAUGAGUUUAAUACCUACCCUUGGGGGGAUGAUGUGUGGUCGGAGUUAGUCGAUCAUGUGUAUAGGUGCGCUUUAUUUAUUGAGAAAGGCGGAAGCACCCGGCCUACCUUUGGAGGAUACAUGUUUGCAUUGCAAAUUUGGGCUUUUGAGACAUUUCCAUCUCUGGCGGCGGAGGGGAUGUGUGUGCUAGUUCCUGAGCGGGUGAAUUUGAUUCCCCGGUGUCUGCGAUGGAAGGUUUGCGGGAAGUUUAACUCUUCGAAAGUCUCCGACGCACUUUUCAAAUUUGGGAAGCUUAUAGUUAAUGAUGUGGAGCCAACGGAUUCAGAGUUGUUGUUGGGCAGUGUGAAA
Cuscuta campestris is the source of this 1055-nucleotide messenger RNA. NCBI's taxonomy places the organism in Eukaryota, Viridiplantae, Streptophyta, Magnoliopsida, Solanales, Convolvulaceae. The record is from the annotation of a GenBank genome assembly.